UGAGACUGGAGAAUAUGAGGGUGAGAUCCGAGGCCCCUGUGGUCACACACUCCACUACCGUCACUAAUGAUCAAGCUACCAUUGUCCAGAACCAGCCAGGUGUGUCCACCCUCCAGCUGACCAACACCACCUUCAAGAGAACCGUCCUGCCAAGCUGGCGUCCAGAGAAAAUUGCUUCUGGUCAACCACAGCCACUGCCUCAGUUGUCCAGUGUGUCCAAAACAAUCACAGGUUACCAGUCCAGACAUAUUAAGCAUGGUACAGGUCCUGUGGAGAUGUCCACUGGACACACCACCAAUGUAACUGACCAGUCCAAGUGGCCAAAGACAGAACCAACCGCACCAGAAUCUCAUGUGCCUCCAUGUGUUGGAAUGGAGACUGAAGUUGCCACAUCCCCACACCCCCUGAAGAGGGAAAAACCACGUAAAUCUGUGUGAAGCAGGAAUUCAGCUUGAAGAAGUCACGGAAGAGGAAGAGUGCCCCUUUUAUACCUGUCCAUCUUUUGCCAAAGUUACCACCCCUGCCAAGUCUUGAGUUGCCAGAUCUUGAUGCUGACGUCUCCAGUGGUAAGAAGAGGAAAGGCACAGUGUCUGCUCCCAUAGGUAA
Messenger RNA from Lingula anatina, 606 nucleotides. RefSeq lists its product as uncharacterized. The record is from RefSeq and is a predicted model, not a curated record. Lineage: Eukaryota; Metazoa; Brachiopoda; Lingulata; Lingulida; Lingulidae.